AUGGUUGAUAAAGAAGUACAAUGCGAGGCGGUGGCUUGGAGGCUGGUCGGCCUGCUGGGCAGCGACCAGGGGUCUGGUCUGCGCGCGCGCACUGCCAGACUCGCAACAGCUCUCGCCAGUUACAUGCCAGACACGAAGGAGGCCAUCGACACCAGGAGAAGGCAUCUGAGUUGUUUGCUGGGCAGCGACCAGGGGUCUGGUCUGCGCGCGCGCACUGCCAGACUCGGAACAGCUCUCGCCAGUUACAUGCCAGACACGAAGGAGGCUAUCGACGCCAGGAGAAGGCAGUUGGAUGCAGCAGUGCAAGCGACCAGGGGUCUGGUCUGCGCGCGCGCACUGCCAGACUCGGAACAGCUCUCGCCAGUUACAUGCCAGACACGAAGGAGGCUAUCGACGCCAGGAGAAGGCAGUUGGAUGCAGCAGUGCAAGCGACCAGGGGUCUGGUCUGCGCGCGCGCACUGCCAGACUCGGAACAGCUCUCGCCAGUUACAUGCCAGACACGAAGGAGGCUAUCGACGCCAGGAGAAGGCAGUUGGAUGCAGCAGUGCAAGCGACCAGGGGUCUGGUCUGCGCGCGCGCACUGCCAGACUCGCAACAGCUCUCGCCAGUUACAUGCCAGACACGAAGGAGGCCAUCGACGCCAGGAGAAGGCAGUUAGAUGCAGUAGUGCAAGCGACUAGGGGUCUGGUCUGCGCGCGCGCACUGUCAGACUCGCAACAGCUCUCGCCAGUUACAUGCCAGACACGAAGGAGGCUAUCGACGCCAGGAGAAGGCAGUUGGAUGCAGCAGUGCAAGGUCAGCUACUCAGUAUUAGUUUUUAAGUAUAAUAACUUGUGCAAGCGGUCCCUUAGAGUCUGGGUUGUUUGCUGGGCAGCGACCAGGGUUCUGGUCUGCGCACGCACUGCCAGACUCGCAACAGCUCUCGCCAGUUACAUGUCAGACACGAAGGAGGCUAUCGACGCCAGGAGAAGGCAGUUAGAUGCAGUAGUGCAAGCGGAUUCAUCGGGGGCACUCAUAUCCCUCCACGUGGCAAUGAAGAAUGAGCUGCAGCGGCAUGUGGAGGUCUACAAGCAAGCCCUGCAUAAGCUCGAAGAGCUGUCACCGGUUACACUGAACCAGGAUCCUGCCUCUUCGUCCCACCAGCGUCUGCUGGCGCUGUCCCACGGCGACGUGGAGCGGAGGUUGAUAGACAACAAGUCGUUACUGACGAUCGUGGACAAGCCGGCCCUGAGGCAACUGCCCACGCUGGUGGAAUCGCUGGCGGCGAGGGUGGAAAGUGACAAGGCAGUCUUGGCUUGUCUGAAAAGAAAAAAAUCCGACAGCGCCGUCCGUCCGUCCGUCAGAAUCACUUCGCCUGUCGCCGGUGUACUGAUGAGCUACUCUCGCGGCUGCACGGCGGUCCUAGCCCAGAUGUCGGAGGGGGAGAGAGAGAGCGCGGGGGGAGCCGCACCCCGCUCCCCCACCGACUCCGCCAGUGACGGAUACCAUUCGGACAGCGAUGACUCCCCGCAACUCUCUGACAGAUGUUGGAGGGGGAGAGAGAGCACCGGGGGAGCCACUCCCCACUGUCCCACCGACUCCAUCAGCGAUGGUUUCCCGCAGCUCUCUGACAGGUCCGAUUAUCGUGCGAAUCUACUCCAAGUCUGGGCUGGAGGCUUCACGAGCUACUCUCGUGGCAGCACGGCGGUCCUAGCCCAGAUGUCGGAGGAGGAGAGGGGGGGGCGGGGCGGGGGGAAGCACCAGCCGCCAGCAAAAGCAGCUAGCUCCACAGCUUUCUGAUAGGUAAGAGUUUCAAGUAAAUCACCCCAUCAACCGACUAAUUUUAUCGUAUCACGCCCACUACCAUGUACCUACCUUGUUUUUUCUAUGAUCAUGGACUAACUAACGGAGCGUUAUUCCAUGAACAUGGCACUUUCAACUGCGCUGGAAUGCCGUUUACUCGCUUAUUACCAUAAUGUUAGGGACUAUGAAAGUUUAAAACAAUAUAUCAACCUAUGGAUGUCUCUCUAUGGAUGGAAUAGGGAGAUUG
Chilo suppressalis (striped riceborer) is the source of this 2029-nucleotide messenger RNA. NCBI's taxonomy places the organism in Eukaryota, Metazoa, Arthropoda, Insecta, Lepidoptera, Crambidae. The record is from the annotation of a GenBank genome assembly.